Messenger RNA from Durusdinium trenchii, 1272 nucleotides. Lineage: Eukaryota; Dinophyceae; Suessiales; Symbiodiniaceae. The record is from the annotation of a GenBank genome assembly.
AUGGAGUUUGUGCCUUUGCACGGCACGGUGAGCACUGUGAAAGAAGACAGAGGCUUUGGUUUUAUAGAAGUCGAAGGCCGUUCGCGGGAUCUCUACUUUAAGCUGCACUCGCUCGUGCAUGGCCUCGUUCCCGCACGAGGGGAUCGCGUGAAGGUCUUCACCCGAGCGGAUCGAAAAGGCGACGAAUACGUCUACCGCGUGGAGCUGACGCAGUUGGCGUCGAAACGGUCCCGAUGGCGAGAAGCCCUACGGAUCAUGGACGACUGGAGGCAAAAGAUGCAGUCUGACUCCACCAGUCAAAAUGCAUUGCUGGAGGCCAGCUCCUGCCUGGCCGUGUGGCGUGCGGUCUCGGAGCUCUUGACCAAAGCGAUGCAUCCGCAGUGGGAUGCCUUGGCGCCCGAGCAGCCCGAGGCGACGGAGAAAGAGGAGGUGAAGGGGGCAGAUGCGAUGGAGGUUGACGCAACGGCAACCCCCUCAACAUCACGAAGUGUGAAGCGCCACGAACUGGUUUUCAGGAAGUUUGCCGAGGAGGUGAUGCGGCAGAAUGAAGAUUUGCGACCUCGUCUUCCAUCCAAGCGAUGCCAGAUGUCCGUGGGCCAGGUGUUUUUUACUCACGGCGAGGUGAGCCCGCAGUUCCGCAACGGAGACACCUUGACGCAGCUGGUCUCUGACCUGCGGCGCGGCCGUGUGCUGCCCUCGCAGGACGACCGCUUGCGGCUGGAGGUCUUCCGGCUGAAGCAGCGCGUGCGCUCGGUGAACAAUCGGCGCUUGUGGGUGCUGAAGGAGUUUCAGAAAGAGCACAGCGAAAGUACAGUGGAAGUGUGCGUGAACAUCCAUCCCCUUUGCAAGGGCACUGCCAAGUUCAUAGCGGAUCUGUGCGAGUGUACGCCUGUCUCAUCGGAAGUGGCCGCACACCCUGACACUCUGGCGGCCCAAGCGACUCUGAAGGACAUUGCAGCGGAGCGGAACUGCAGCAACGCUCCGCCGUGGGCGUUGGAAGAUCGAGCCGAACUGCGAAGCCAUGUCGCAGUGGAUGAGCUCCAAUUUGCUGGGCAGAGAGCUGGAAGCGUCGCGCAGAGAAAGCGUCGCAGAGAGCUGGAAGACUUUGAGUUGCUUGCUUUCUUCAGGAUCGGGGCUUGGCUGAAGGCUAUCGUACUGGGCAGAAGACCCUGGACGUGGUGGAGUUCCAAGAUGGCUUGUACAUCGCGGAUCGAAAGCUUGGUCAAGCAUUACACGCUGUGCAACUGGAGCAGAAAGAGCGCUUCUGUGUGA